AUGGGAACGCAGAUCACAUGCGACGAGGCAGAUGACGAGCGAGACUGGCGCUUGGUCAAGGAGCUUUUGCAGAAGCUGGGCCGCGACCACGUGAUGGGAGUCGCUGUGGGCAAUGAGUUAGAGCUUCUCUAUCAGAAGGACUAUGCCACGCCGAGCUGCAUCCACCGGCUCUGGGGUGGCGGUCAAUUCUGGCGCAAGCUCACGCAGAGAGCUGCGGAUCUGGAUGCGAUGGCAGGCUUCUCAGACGUGCCACUGACAUCCGUCUUCGGCGCUGCCAUCUUCGCCGGCCAGCCCUUCGUAGAAAACAUCAACGCGACGGUCCAGACACUGUACCGGGAUGCUGUGGCCAAGUUUGGCAAGCGCUGGGUGUUUACCUUGAACAUCUACCCGUACUUCGACCCGAACAAUGCGCUGGAUCCUGGCUCCAGUACCAAGUGCACACAGGCACUGACGACCUCAACCUGCUUCAGCGACCCCAGAUGCCUAUUGCCAAAGAUGGUCACAGACAUGCGCACAAGGAUGCAGUCGCUGUCGGGCAGUUCCGCACACCUUCUCUGGCUUGGGGAGACGGGCUGGAGUUCUCCCCAGGCGAGCACGCUGUCGGGAAAGCCCAUGGCUGCCUGCACCGCUUUCUCCAGUAUUAGCUCUUUGCGUAAAUAUUACAGCAACUUCCUGAGCUGGGAUCUCACUGUGGAUGCGAGCAGCCGUGGGCCGGAGCUGGAUGGCUACUGGCAGGACCUUUGCCCUGGCAACGGCCCCCAGCGGAUCAGCUUCGAAGAGUGGUUUGGCUGGGUUCGUCGCAACUACCUCCCCUUCCAGGAGCUCACUGUCGACGUGCCCGUUCCUGAAAGCUACGAGCUUAUCACGAGUGCCGUGGGCGUGGCCCUGGCAAUCUAUGUGUUGGGUCAGUUCGAUGCCAUCGCCUCGAGCUUCCGCGGGCUUUCUGGCACGCCGCUGACGCUGUGGGCUCCACCCCUAGGCUCCGUGGUCGUGCUCCUCUUUGGCCCCGGACUCCAGGGCCGGCGCGGGGCGAUCAGUGACACGGAGGCUGUACGAACGGUGCUGGUUGCCUGCGUCGGCUGCGCUUUCUGCGCCAUGCUGGCCAUCUACAGCUUCGGUGGCGACCAGCCGGCAAUAACCCGGGCAGCAGCAGCCAGCGGCUCCCUACUGUGGAUGCGCUCCACACGGAGCCUCUUCGCCCCUGCCGGGGCCUUCGCCUGCCUGGCUGUGGACCAGGCCCUCCCUCGGCUGCCACCCGUAAGGGACUGGCAGUGGGUUGCCGAGGGUGUACAGCUUAUCGUCGUUCCGGCCAUUGUCGGAUCCCUGUUCCUUUUCGCCGCGCAGUCAGCGGCCGUUUUCCUGAGGAGCAAGUUUGCAUGGCAGGAGGCGCUCUCCAUUCAGGACACUUGGCUGGUGGGAGAGCUUCGCUCGGCUUUCCCUUCCUUACCGAAGCGAGAGCUCUCGAAGCUCCUGAGAGAAGCAGAGGAGGUCUACUACAAGCCCCGCUCUGUUCUGACGGACCAGGGGGAGGUGAACCCCUACAUUUGGCUCGUCAUUUCGGGAAGCCUCGUUGUGGAGGUGAGCGGUCAGGUGGCUUCCACAUUGGAGCGGAAAGCCAUCAUCGGAGAGGUGACCUUCCUUGACCCCAAGGACAAGCUGGCGACAGCCACGGUUUACGCGAACACGGGCGGGGCACGAACGCUCCGUUGGUCGCAGGACCGGCUGCGUGAGUUCUGCGAGGAGGAGGCAGCCCUAGGCGAGAAGGUGAUGGCCGCAAUAUCGGAGGAGCUCAUUGAAAAGAUGGUCCGCGGUCGGGGAGCCGGCCGGCGUUCUCCCGAGGAGUCCGUGAGACUCUUGGCGCAGCUGCGCAAAGCUUUCCCUCAGCUUGGCAUGGCGGAGGUGCCACGGUUCCUCAAAGUGGCCGACAGCGUCACCUAUUCGGAGGGUAGCUGCCUGACCACCCAGGGGAUCGAGAACCGCUUCCUCUGGCUGGUCUUGUCGGGAUCCUUGAGCGUCAAUGUCAACUCCCAAACCGUGGCUCAGCUGUCCGACGGUGCCCUUAUCGGCGAGGCCACCUUCCUCGGCUUCGCGGCCGAGAGCUUGGCUUCGGCGACGGUCCGGGUCGACGAGGAAGAGGGUGUGCAGACAUUGCGCUGGUCCCAGGACAGUUUGCGUUCGCUAUUGGUGGAGGAUGCCGGGCUGAGAGACAAGCUAAUGCCUGCCUUUUCUGACGAGCUACUGCGACACAUGCGCGGGGAAAAACUGCAGCAACGAAGGCUUGCUUGA
Messenger RNA from Symbiodinium sp. CCMP2456, 2286 nucleotides. The record is from the annotation of a GenBank genome assembly. NCBI's taxonomy places the organism in Eukaryota, Dinophyceae, Suessiales, Symbiodiniaceae.